AAGAACCUCAAUUCCAUGACGCUCGCUUUUGAGGGACAAGUCAGGCAAACCGCCGCCCAACAGAUUUACGCAGCGGAUUGAACGCCUGAGCGCCAAUCUAGCAGGAGUGCUGAUGCCUGCUUCGAGGUGAUGCCGGCCAAUCGCAGAGCCGCCAAUGAACAUUUUGGGACUCCAGGUAAAAUAAGUUACCUGGCAAGUCAGGAAGGGGCUGCUGAACGGUGCCUCUGGCGGCCCUCCUGCGGCGGGCUGCUCGCUGCGCUCGGUAUUCCACGGCUUGAGGAAUCCGAGGAUUAUCCGAUCGACCAGUCCCUGGAGCCCAUUUCGACACGGACGAAAACUGGCCAAUCCCUGUGCGAGAAACUUUCAGCACCUUCACGGUAAAGUAGAAGAUACAGCCUCUCUACGCCACCUCCGGCUCGCAAGCUCGCCUACGGUGGCUCCGUUUAGCUGAAUAAGCUAUGGAGUCCAA
Messenger RNA from Lasiosphaeria miniovina, 469 nucleotides. RefSeq lists its product as uncharacterized. NCBI's taxonomy places the organism in Eukaryota, Fungi, Ascomycota, Sordariomycetes, Sordariales, Lasiosphaeriaceae. The record is from RefSeq and is a predicted model, not a curated record. The coding region runs from base 130 to 381 and encodes 83 amino acids. The transcript has a single exon.